AUGAGCGACCUGCAGCGAGCAUGGGCCAAGGCCAAGUACAGCAUAUCUAACGAUACAUUUGACGAGGUCGACGAGGAGCACGAGAAUGAUGUACUCCCCGAGUUGCCGGAGCCUGUCGACGAUGACUCUUCCUCAGCCUCGUCCGCCUCAUCCGUCUCCUCGACAGGAACCAUCAUACCAUCGCCCAACCAGAAGCUGUUCGCUCGACCCCAAGGAGUCGCCCGCGGCAGGACCCUGGAGCAGAUCCCCUGGACAACCUAUUUUGAGCGCGAAUUGUCUCUGAAGUCAGAGCAGGAACCGGAAGUAGUCUAUCAUGCCUAUCUCACUUCACCGGUCGGGAAAGGGCCAUUGUUUGUGAUGCAUCAUGGUGCCGGAUCAUCGGGGUUGUCGUUCGCCGUUGUUGCUUCUGAAAUAAAGAAGCGGUUGUCAACAGCAGGUAUCCUGGCCAUUGACUGUAGAGGUCACGGGUCCACAAGCGCACCUGGCGACAAGGCACUAGAUAUGAGAUUGGACACUCUAUCGUCGGAUCUGUUCAGCAUGGUGCAGCUCACAAAGAAUGAGAUGGCCUGGCCAGAGAUGCCCCCGAUAGUGCUCGUGGGACACUCCUUAGGCGGAGCAGUUGUUAUUGACCUGGCCAAGUCCGCAAUGCACACCUAUUUGUCUACGAGACCACUGGGCUUUGCAACUCUGCAAGCAGGUAUCGAAUGGCACAUUAGAUCUCGGACGAUACGAAACUCCAUCUCCGCUCGGACAUCUGUUCCUGCGCUACUCGUAUUCAACGAGAACGACGACCCGACAAGGCCGUGGCGAUGGCGGACCAACUUGGGCGCAACACAGCCUUACUGGGAAGGUUGGUUUAUAGGGCUGAGCAAGAAGUUCUUGGGGGCGAAGGGAGGAAAACUCCUACUGCUCGCUGGCACUGACAGGCUGGACACCGAGUUGACCAUCGGUCAAAUGCAGGGGAAAUAUGCCUUGCAAGUGUUCCCUGAGGCCGGUCACUUCAUUCACGAAGAUUUGCCAGAGAAGACAGCCGUUUCGUUGGUCGACUUUUUUCGCAGAAACGACAGGAGUGCUCUCGUGCUUCCUCCUAAGGUUUCGGAUCUUCUCAAACAGGGCAAAAGAGUAUGA
Molecule: messenger RNA, 1128 nt
Organism: Fusarium fujikuroi IMI 58289
Lineage: Eukaryota; Fungi; Ascomycota; Sordariomycetes; Hypocreales; Nectriaceae
Product: related to ribosomal protein YmS2, mitochondrial
Exons: 4
Coding region: 1-1128 (375 amino acids)
Biological process (GO): protein demethylation
Molecular function (GO): protein methylesterase activity
Source: RefSeq, a predicted model, not a curated record